Molecule: messenger RNA, 2155 nt
Organism: Gasterosteus aculeatus aculeatus (three-spined stickleback)
Lineage: Eukaryota; Metazoa; Chordata; Actinopteri; Perciformes; Gasterosteidae
Gene: metap1
Product: methionyl aminopeptidase 1
Biological process (GO): proteolysis
Cellular component (GO): cytosol
Molecular function (GO): metalloaminopeptidase activity
Source: RefSeq, a predicted model, not a curated record
CGCUCGACUCCACCCCUCCGGCAGACGAAGGCAUGGCGAGCACCGAGGCAAGAAGGGAGUGUGAGACAGAGGGCUGCAGCGAGGACGCUAAACUCCAGUGUCCCACAUGUAUCAAGCUUGGCAUUCAAGGCUCCUAUUUCUGUUCCCAGGAAUGCUUCAAAGGGAGCUGGGUGUCUCACAAGCUGCUGCACAAAAAAGCAAAGGAGGACAAGAACCAGAAUGAAUCCAAGAACUGUGUGGAGAAGGACAUCAACACGGACCCGUGGCCCGGCUACCGCUACACGGGGAAACUACACCCCCACUACCCACUGACUCCCAUGAGGCUCGUGCCCAGCGACAUCCAAAGACCCGACUACGCUGAUCACCCCAGAGGCAUAUCCGAGUCGGAGCAGUUUCUGAAGGGGACGUCGCAGAUCAAGAUCCUUUGUCCCGAGGACAUCGAGGGCAUGCGGGUAGUGUGCAACCUGGCACGAGAAGUCCUGGACCUCGCAGCCGAGCUGGUGAAGGUGGGCGUCACAACAGAAGAGAUCGACCACGCCGUGCACCUGGCCUGCAUAGCCAGGAACUGCUACCCCUCCCCUCUCAACUACUACAACUUCCCCAAAUCCUGCUGCACGUCCGUCAAUGAAGUCAUCUGCCACGGCAUCCCCGACAGACGGCCAUUAGAAGAAGGCGACAUCCUCAACGUGGACAUCACCGUCUACCACAACGGUUUCCAUGGUGACCUCAACGAAACCUUCUACAUCGGCGAGGUGGAUGAAGAGACGAAGAAGCUGGUUCAAACCACAUACGAAUGCCUUAUGCAAUCCAUCGACUCUGUGAAGCCGGGCGUCCGCUACAGAGAGCUGGGUAACAUCAUUCAGAAGCACGCGCAGGCCAACGGCUUCUCUGUGGUGCGGAGCUACUGCGGCCACGGCAUCCACAGGCUCUUCCACACCGCUCCCAACGUGCCACAUUAUGCCAAAAACAAAGCGGUUGGAGUAAUGAAGCCCGGCCACGUGUUCACCAUCGAGCCCAUGAUAUGUGAAGGUGGCUGGCAAGACGAGACGUGGCCCGACGGCUGGACGGCGGUGACCCGGGACGGGAAGCGCUCGGCACAGUUCGAACACACCCUGCUGGUGACGGAGACCGGCUGCGAGAUCCUCACCCGCCGCCUGGAGGACAACGGCCGCGCCCACUUCCUCAACCAAAUGUAGGCGGGACUGGACCGCAACGAGGACGGGACUCUCCAGACAUUGUCCCCCCCACCCACCCACCCGGCACCUCCUGGGCCUCACGCACACACCUCAAUGAAGAGGCUCCACCCCCCUUGAGCUCAGUUCAACUGCGGCUCUCAUUGUUCUUUGAAUUAAAUAUCGGUUCCUCAAAUGUAAUGGAAGUACUUGAAUGUGUCUUAUAUUACCGUGGAUCGCUUUGUUAGUGAAAACUGUAUCUGAAGGAAGGACCCAUGAACGUAUUCAUGAGACUGCGUGCUUGUGUGUUUUGCUCAGGGCAAAUCAAACUAAUGUGCCGUGCUUUGCGUCUUUUCUCUCAACCUCUUGUCGACUUCAUCACAAUUCAUACGAGUCUCCCAGAGACGGAUCAAAAAGCAUCGGCAAUACUGAAGAAAAAGGGAGGGUUCCAGAAGCCGGGUCAACGAGUCUCACGGCCCCGACGACUCAAACACAGAAACAGCAGCGGGGAGACGGGUUCUUCAGUUGGCUUCGGGUUACAGACGGACAAGAGAUUAGACCUGUUAGCAAAUACACCCCUAGAUGGACGAUGCCACGCUCCCUUUUACCUGCAGCCAGGAGAGAGUUAGCUUAGCAUGAAGAUUACACUUUAAGGGGAAACGGCCGCCACGAGUAUUAAAAGCGCAAUAAGAAACACGCAGACAACAACACUCCAUUGUUCCUUUCAAAAAGUGAAACACAAUUUGUAAACGCGACUUGCCGCUCUGAGCUUGUUGGUCCCGCUUCCAGGACGUCUCCCUCGGCCUCGCCACGUUUCCCACAGCCCCGGUGUAGCAAAUUGAGCCUUAACGUAUGAAUCUAUAAAUCCGGAUAUCUCGAGGCAGGUUAGCCGACGUCCAACGCGCCUCAGAGGACUGAUGUGAUCACCGUUUCUCUGCCAUCUUUGUAUUCCUUCUAAUGGAGUAAUAAAUGACUCUUCUGUA